UCUUCAAGCCCCAAUCAUCACAAAUCCAAAUUAAAAGCAUUUCUUCUCUAAAAUUUCUUCAGAAAAAUGUCAGGCAGAGGUAAGGGAGGCAAAGGAUUGGGCAAAGGAGGAGCCAAGAGGCACAGGAAAGUGUUGAGAGACAAUAUUCAAGGAAUUACAAAGCCAGCUAUUCGAAGACUCGCUCGUAGAGGUGGUGUGAAGCGUAUAUCUGGGUUGAUUUACGAAGAAACUCGUGGGGUUUUGAAGAUCUUUUUGGAAAAUGUGAUUCGUGAUUCCGUUACUUACACAGAGCACGCUAGGAGAAAGACGGUUACUGCUAUGGAUGUUGUUUAUGCACUUAAGAGACAAGGAAGGACCCUUUACGGAUUUGGGGAAUCACAAAGCCCCAAUCAUCAAAAAUCCAAAUCUACAUCUCUUCUCUAUAAUUUCAUCAGAAAAAUGUCAGGCAGAGGUAAGGGAGGCAAAGGAUUGGGCAAAGGAGGAGCCAAGAGGCACAGGAAAGUGUUGAGAGACAACAUUCAAGGAAUUACAAAGCCAGCUAUUCGAAGACUCGCUCGUAGAGGUGGUGUGAAGCGUAUUUCUGGGUUGAUUUACGAAGAGACUCGUGGUGUUCUGAAGAUCUUUUUGGAAAAUGUAAUUCGUGAUUCCGUGACAUACACAGAGCACGCUAGGAGAAAGACGGUUACUGCUAUGGAUGUUGUUUAUGCGCUUAAGAGGCAAGGAAGGACCCUUUACGGAUUUGGGGGUUAGGGUUUGCCUUAGGAUUGUUAAUUUUAUUCUCAUCUUUGAUGGUGUAAUUCUCUGUUAUACUAAUUCAAAGAAUAGAGUUUUUCUUAUUCUCUCCAAUUAUCUAUACUCUUUGCUUAUUUAAUUUCCUCUUGUUAUCAUCUGGGGAUGUUAUUAAAAUUGUUCCUAUCAA
Molecule: messenger RNA, 919 nt
Organism: Solanum lycopersicum (tomato)
Lineage: Eukaryota; Viridiplantae; Streptophyta; Magnoliopsida; Solanales; Solanaceae
Product: histone H4
Biological process (GO): nucleosome assembly
Cellular component (GO): nucleosome
Molecular function (GO): structural constituent of chromatin; DNA binding; protein heterodimerization activity
Source: RefSeq, a predicted model, not a curated record